AUGUGCAAUCCCCGCUAAAGAAUUUUAAGAUCAACAUAGGGCAUUAGACCAUCCCCUAUCCAUAUCCACUAGUCUCAAACAUUUAUUGAAGUCUGAGCUGAAAAACUGUUCAUAUUUAAAGGUUAUCCGACCAUUAUACAUAUAUAUAUUUACAUCAAUUUGAUACGGUACAACUAAUAACCAAAAACACCAUCAAACAUGUCAUCAUUCGAAGAAUUUCUGAAUCAAAACAAUGUAAAAUGGCUGAAUAAUGAAGAAGAAACAUACGAAAACUAUCCCAAAUCAUGUGUUCCAUUAGUUCUAAAUUCCUGUUCAGGAAAAAAGGCCAAAAAAUGUAUGUUUGAACAACUAGACACAUCUAUAUAUGAAAGCAGUGCUCGAAUGGUUGCAUUCAAAACCUCCACACAACGUGUACACCCUUGGAUUCGGGCAAUGUGGUUAUUUUAUUAUGAAUACUUAGGCAUACAAAAUUCCUAUGAUGUAAAAUGGUCUACAGAGCCUACUUCCUGGCGACCAACCAGUAAAGUACAACUUAAAAAAAUUAUGACUGAAGUGUCAAAAAUUGAGGACAGUUCAGCAAACGAAAAUCUAACUCAGUUUAUGAUCACCAUAUAUCCUACUACUGGUUUAAUUGAAGUGCAGGGAAAUGCUUAUCAGUCAUUUGUAACUAAUGAUUUCCCUUUAUUACUCAAGUGUGUCAACAAAAUGAUAAUCAAUCAACAAUUCACAAGCACGGACACAGAUGACCCAAAUAACAAUGCUAAUAUUGAUCAAGAGGAAACUGUAUUGAAAACAGUACAAAACAAAAUUGUCAAAAACUCUGACAAAAUAAAAUCUUCAGAUACAACAAAUGUGAAGGAAUCCCAAUUACUUAAAACAUUAGAACAGUCAACACAAGUGAAUGAUUCAACAUUAAACACUUCAAUACAGUCACCCGACUCAAUUUCUAUCCUAGAAGACAACUGUGUCAAAGCUAUUGACAAAAUUGAAACAGUAUUAAUAAAGAAUGUUAAUGAAAAACUUUCUGUAGUAAUAAAAACUCACACAAUGGCAUUAGAAGAGCAAUCAAUCAUGCUAAAGCAAUGUAUGGCUGAAAUUCAAAACAAGCAGGUUAAUGCUACAUUAGAAAAAAAGGGACAAACAAGUUUAGAAACAGAAAACGUUAAAUUAAAGAGUAGGAUUGAUGCUUCACAAUUAAAGAUAGAAACAUUGAACAACAGCAUACAACAUUUAAGAUCAGACUACGAAUUAAAGUUAGAAAUGUCAAAAUCUGAAAUAAGUCAUCUCAGACAAGAUAAUCAAAAUCUUAAAGUCAAACUCAGUGGAACUCAGAAUGACUGUCAAGCCGAAAUUGACCACCUUCGUUAUAUCAUUAAAAGUAAGAAUGAAGAAAUAGAACGGCUUGAAGGGACAGCGAAGUCACUUAGAGAAACAAUUGACCAACAGCAAGACGCAAUUAUAUCCAUAAAGAUGCAACCACUACCUCAAAGAAGCUAUGAUUCUUAUGAUAAUUUUCAAAAUGUAGCUUCUACAUCAAAAGCUAAGGAUGUAAAUAAAUCCCCAAAUAAGGUGGAAACAAUUUCUAAAAACAAGAACCUCGAUACGGUGAAUAAACCAAAGUCAGAUGUCAAUCAGAAACCUAAAGUCAUUAUUGUGGGAACCUCUAAUACAAGUCGUUUAAACACAAAUUUCUUAUCCAAGAAUUUCACCACAACUAAAUACACAGCUUUCCACUUAGAAGACACAGCAAAAACUAUAGAGGAACUCAAAUUAUCUCCAGCACCUAAUGUUAUUGUAUUACAUUCAUUGACAAAUAGUUUAAAGGAUAACUCAGCAGAUAAUUGUGAUACAAAAUUGGACAACAUUGUUCAAACUACCAAUAAAAAGUGGCCUUCUUGCAAAGUUGUGAUCUCGCUUGCCACCGUUAGAAAAGACAAAGACACUUAUAACAACCAAGUGCACUUAGUCAAUGCCCUUGUGAGGAAUCAUUUUACAAAAUACAAUUUCGUCUCUCUAUGCGACAACGACAACCUAGCAACAAGAGGAAAACCUAUUGAUAGAUUUAUAAAAGACGACGGCUUCCAUUUAACAGAUCAAGGUGUUGCCCGUCUCGCAUCAAACAUUAAACGGUCAUGUGAAGAAAUACUUAACUGUCAACCAUCGACGAAGAGUUCCAAAAAACCUAACAAUUAUAACAACCAAAGAUACGGCUAUUAUUAUGGAGACUAUUGGGGUGACAGAUGGAACUAA
This is a messenger RNA of Mytilus trossulus (common blue mussel), 2250 nucleotides long. RefSeq lists its product as uncharacterized. The transcript has a single exon. The record is from RefSeq and is a predicted model, not a curated record. Bases 199 to 2250 code for a protein of 683 amino acids. NCBI's taxonomy places the organism in Eukaryota, Metazoa, Mollusca, Bivalvia, Mytilida, Mytilidae.